AGACUAUAAAUACCACCUCCUGCUUCCCCCCGGUCAGUGUAGACAACCGACGCCCAACAACGACGUACUAGUUACCGGAAAAAUAAACACAAAAGACCUGCAGGUGAAGUAUGGCUCGUACCAAGCAGACCGCUCGUAAAUCCACCGGAGGAAAGGCGCCUAGGAAGCAGCUGGCCACCAAAGCUGCCAGGAAAAGCGCGCCAUCCACCGGCGGCGUGAAGAAGCCCCACAGAUACAGGCCUGGUACUGUUGCUCUGCGUGAGAUCCGCCGGUACCAGAAGUCCACUGAGCUGCUCAUCAGGAAGCUGCCCUUUCAGCGUCUUGUGAGGGAAAUCGCUCAAGAUUUCAAGACAGAUCUGCGUUUCCAGAGUGCAGCUAUUGGUGCUCUGCAGGAAGCCAGUGAGGCCUACUUGGUUGGACUGUUUGAGGACACCAACCUGUGCGCCAUUCACGCAAAGAGAGUCACCAUCAUGCCCAAGGACAUUCAGCUGGCCAGGCGAAUUAGAGGAGAGCGUGCAUAAAGGACUUGUGUAUUUUAUCUUUUUAGUGGGGGGUGGGUGGGAUUGACCGGGGGUUUGUUUUGUAAAUCUUGGAACUAUUACCAGCAUGUGUACCACCUAAUUUGUAGUUUUGGGCAUGUUUUCCUUGUACUGUCUUAUUUUCUUCAUUUCACUCUUUACUUUCUCAAACUGUCCUCUUCACUGUAGAAUACAGCUCUAAAUCUGUAAAUGCUGUAAAACAAAUUAUUCAACUGUCUUUCUCAGGUUUGCUAAACUAUUUUAGAAUCUGUACUUUUUUUUGGGUUUAAUCCUGUGUGUGCAUGUCAUAGGGUUUCUUGUUGUGCUGUAAAUAAACUUUCCGCUACCUCAAA
This is a messenger RNA of Cottoperca gobio, 871 nucleotides long. RefSeq names its product H3 histone, family 3D (gene h3f3d). The coding region runs from base 111 to 521 and encodes 136 amino acids. Gene Ontology annotation, molecular function: DNA binding; protein heterodimerization activity; structural constituent of chromatin. Lineage: Eukaryota; Metazoa; Chordata; Actinopteri; Perciformes; Bovichtidae. Gene Ontology annotation, cellular component: nucleosome. The transcript has 4 exons. The record is from RefSeq and is a predicted model, not a curated record.